This is a messenger RNA of Amphiprion ocellaris (clown anemonefish), 2195 nucleotides long. Its product is annotated as solute carrier family 2, facilitated glucose transporter member 11-like. The coding region runs from base 92 to 1576 and encodes 494 amino acids. The record is from RefSeq and is a predicted model, not a curated record. Lineage: Eukaryota; Metazoa; Chordata; Actinopteri; Pomacentridae. Gene Ontology annotation, cellular component: membrane. The transcript has 12 exons. Gene Ontology annotation, molecular function: hexose transmembrane transporter activity. Gene Ontology annotation, biological process: monosaccharide transmembrane transport.
AUCUAUUGAUGUGUAACUUUGGGUGUGAUCCGUCAUAUAUGCUGCUCCUCCACUCUUUGUGCAGCCAGGAUCUCAGCAGCUGGUGCGAAAUAUGGAGCAGACAUCAAAAAGGCUGCAGUACUGGAGGCUCUACCUGCUGACGCUGGUGUUGGGAAUUGGAGGCUCAUUUCAAUAUGGAAUCCAAGUUUCUCUCAUCGCUUCUCCAGCAGUGCACGUUCAAAGUUUUGUGAACCACACAUGGAUGUUGAGGUACGGAGCUCCGCUGGAUGAUUCUACCAACCAGCUCAUCUGGUCGUUCAUCGUGGCCGUGUUAAGUCUGGGAGCCUGGGCCGGAGCCAUCCAUAGUGGCAGCCUUCCAGUCCGUUAUGGCCGGAAAAAAGCUCUUCUGAUUAACAAUGUUGUGGCGAUCGUCGCUGCCUUGCUCAUGGUCUUCAGCCGCAUGGCCAGGUCUUUUGAGAUGAUCUUGUUGGGCAGAUUUCUCUACGGAUACAAUGUUGGUCUCGGCCUCAGUGUUCACCUCAUGUACCUCGGGGAAAGUUCUCCAAAGAAACUCAGAGGUUUCAUGACCCUCACAAGCUCAAUCUUCAUUGGUUUUGGGAAAGUCAUGGGUCAGAUAAUUGGCAUCAAAGAGAUCAUGGGCACAGAAGAGAUGUGGCCAUAUCUCUUAGCCGUUAGUGGGAUUCCUGCCAUCCUGCAGUUUGUGUUGCUGCUAUUCUUCCCUGAGGCCCCUCGAUACCUUUAUAUAGAUAAAGGAGACACUGAAGGCAGCCAAAAAGCUUUACAGUGGCUGUGGCAGGAGGACAACCUGAAGCUGGAGCUGGAUGACAUGCAGAAAGAGAGACAGAGCACACAGGGAGAGAAGGCCAAGACCGUAAAGGAUGUUCUCACCUCUCGCUGUGUCAGAUGGCAGCUGCUGACUCUGGCCAUCCCCUGCGCUGGUGUUCAGUUCUGUGGCAUCAAUGCUCUGUACUUCUACGCCUUUGACAUCUUCCGUGAGUCGGGAGUGCCAGAGGACCAGAUGCAUUACUUGGCCAUUGGUAUUGGAGCCACAGAGCUCAUCACCAUCACACUGUGUUCAUUCCUGAUAGAUCGUGCCGGCAGAAAGAAGCUUAUGGGCUAUGGCUAUCUCCUGAUGGGUGUCACCAUGUGUGUUCUUACUGUCAUGCUGUCCAUCAAGGAUCUGAAUUCAUGGAUCCCAUACGUGAACAUCGGCCUGAUCUUUUGUGUCAUUUGCAUUUAUGGACUUGGACCUUCUGGAGUGUCCAUGGCCCUCCCUGCUGACCUCUUCCUACAAGCCUGGCGUCCUUCUGCUUUUGUGAUCAGUGGAACCAUCAACUGGCUCGGCAUGUUCCUUGUGGGCAUGUUGUUUGGCUACGUAGUGGAGGGACUCGGACAGUUCUGCUUCCUGAUUUUUGUGGCUUAUUCCAUCUUCAGUAGCGCAUUUAUGCUAUAUUUUGUCCCAGAGACCAAAGGAAAGACGAUGGUGGAGAUCAUGGAGGACUUCAACAAGCUGAAUUACAAGAACAGGGCAGCUGAUGUUGAAAAGACUGAUGUUGCUCUUGCCACUAAACUUUAAUUAUUUUUUAGUUUUUUAGUUUUACAUCAGUCGUUGUUUUUCGCCCCAUAAACCACAUCUUUCAGGGAACAGUUUUUCCAUUUUUGUGUGUUAUUUAUUACUUUGAGCAUAACCUUGAAAUCAGGUCAUAUGCAAAAAGUGCUCACAUUGAUUAUUGAUCAGUGAAAAGUUUUACAACAGCCCCAUUUAUCUGUUUUUUUUACUCAGAUUCAAGGAGCUCAAGUCCAGUGAAAACUCUUAAAUGGUACAAAGGUUUGAGGUAAACUGCCCCACGCAAAAUAUGUCACCAAAGAUGUAAAAAUAAUGUAAUUUCACACAAAACAGGCCUUCUUAGGGAUUAAUAAAAUGGUUAACUUCCAUCGUUUCUGCAGCAAUGGAAGUAAAUUAAACUUUGAAAGUCAAUCAUGCAAACAGAGGAAGACAGACUGGUUUGUCAGGAGUUCAUCCUACAGCAAGAAUAUGACCCAAACACGGAAAAAAUAAACAUACAGUGGCUUCAAAUGAUUUAAGAUUAACUGAUUUUAUGAAUUUAUUUGGGAAGAAUUGGACAAUUUUUUAUUUCUUGCCAAAUUUGGAGAUUUAAAAAAAUAAAAAUAAAACUUUUAAGGGAAAGUUUUAA